AUGAACAUACUGGACGAUGACGGCGGUGUGCGUGUCGCCGAAGGAGAGUGUGGAGGAGGGAUCUCGUCAGCCACUACCAUUUCGCGGGAUGUCAGGUGGCAGGGUCCUGCUUCCAGCUCGGAUGACAGGUUCAGCUUUGAGGAGCUAGAUGACUCGGACCACCUGCCGGGAACUCCCCUCAUCCAGGAGUCCAACAUCGACAAUGUCAUCCUUCAGAUCGAAACCGCCGACGACACCAUCCUCUGCAUUUCUCGUGCACUUCUGGCCAAGUACUCUCGCUUCAUCGCCGAGCUGCCCCCCUUUCUCAGCUCGGACGCAGAGGCCGACGCGACGGGGGACGUCGACGUCAUCUCAUUCACCAUACCCACGGCCACCUCGGGUGGUCUCCAACUCCUCAUCGACCUCCUCCAGACCGAGGACUACAGCGACCACGUCCUCCUCCAAUCGGACUCCCCUUGGCGCGACCUAGACAUCAAGGACCUACCGGACGUCAUCAAUGCCCUGGACCUCGCCGAGGUGUAUGAGAUGCCGGCGGUCCCGGGUCUGCUCGUCGAGUCGGCUAUCAAACACCUCAUCGAGCGACCCUUGCUCGCUUGGGCGGUAUGCGGUCUUGCGCGGAUGGACCAAACCCCAUAUACGCGUCUAUUGCGCAACUCGUUUGACCUGGUCAGGCAUCCCAUCCCGGCCUCCGCGCGGACCAUAGUCGAGCAAUACGUGCCCCGUGCCCUCUUCCAUCUGGAGCAGAUCCAGCUCGGGUGGAAUCGAGCAGCGGCGGAACUUCGCCAUGCGCUCAAUAUGCUCGUCAACACGGGACACGGCCUCGAACCACCCGCUCGGCGCUGUCAGCAGCAUCCGUCCCUAUCCAGCGUCCGCCGAGAUGCGGCGGCUAAGACUGUUCUGGACCUCCUUGCCACUGGCGGAUACUCGGCGCCGCUCGCCAUCGGUGGCGCUGCUAGGUCAUUGGAGAUGAACGAGCGUUGUCUGCGGUAG
Messenger RNA from Dioszegia hungarica, 990 nucleotides. RefSeq lists its product as uncharacterized. The coding region runs from base 1 to 990 and encodes 329 amino acids. The record is from RefSeq and is a predicted model, not a curated record. Lineage: Eukaryota; Fungi; Basidiomycota; Tremellomycetes; Tremellales; Bulleribasidiaceae. The transcript is spliced from 3 exons.